AAUGCCGAGGUCGGCUAAUGGGGAGCCCUUCUCCUCCUCGGUGGUGGCAAGUCGGGCCGGGUCAAGUUGCUCCGGCAAGCCGGGGAUGUAGGCGGUCUUGGUGAAAUGUUGGUACCAUUUAUCCGCGUUGCGCGCAAACGUCUGCGGGUAGACGACAUACUUUUCCCGCUGAAUGCGAGUGAGAAGCCGGAGUUUCUCUAGCACCGGAGACGCCUUUAUCCGUUCGACUUGUUCUUCUACCUGACGGGCCCGCGCCGAUUUGCUUUUAGCCGUAAGAGAAGGCUUAAUGGGGGGAUAGACAGCUUCUUUGGUCACCGCUACCGCCGCUUCUGUGUGGACAAGCUUUUGGUUUGUAAGCAGGUAUUGUGGGAAGCGAAAGGGCAGCCUUGUGCAGGCCGCCAUGUUGUUACUUCUUCUUCGGUUCCUUCACGGUGAGAUAGCGCCCCCAAAGGUUUAAUACAUACGACUUAACCUUUUUUACGGUCGAUAGAAAAUAGCAUUUUUUCCUCAAAUUACCUUGAAUAAUGUUAUCAUUGGUCAUGAAUGCUAUACAUUUACAUGAGCAAUAUGAUAGCAUUCUCACGUCAACAAACUGAUCAAAUGUCAAUUAGAUCAAUUAGAGCACAGCACAAAUUUUAGCUCCACAAAACUUUAAUUUAAAUGUGAUAACAUUUCCCUUGUUAAAAAAGCAUAUUAACAUUGAUUUUACAUCCCUUUUGUAUCAUUGACGAACUCCGGUAUGGUCUUGAACAGCUCUUGCAGGGCAAUGCUGCGUUGAAGUCAUCUUAAAGAUCGUAAAUUUACAUUUCUGUACACAAUGAAAAUUUGACUCGGGGUGAUUGUUUUUGAAAAAUUUGGAAAUAUAUACAUAGAAAAUGUCAUUGAGUUUGAUAGCAAACAUAAAUAACCCCAAAGCGCAAGUUACCAUUUCUGUUGACGUUUCGCGUUUGGGUAUCGUCAUGUUAACGAGGAAGCCUGAAGGCAACACCUAUAUAGCACUCACUAGCUACAUUUUCCCCAAGUUGAUGUUUUUACUUUGGAGUAACGAAGACAAUUGCCUCUUUAGCCAUGUUUUAUCGUCAUAUUCUCCGAACAUGUUUGCUCCCAGGACGAACAGUGGCUCAACUUGGCCGUUUGCAUGUUGUCUGUCGAGUACAGCGAGAGCUUUCUACCGGAAGUGACGAAGUACGACUGGCAGAGGAUGCCAGUAAGAAACAUGGUCGACCAGCUGCCACUAUUUUCUCCAAAGUGAUUGACAAAAGUCUCCCUGCAGAUAUCAUUUACGAGGACGAGAAGUGUUUGGCUUUCAGGGACAUUAGCCCUCAAGCUCCUGUUCAUUUCCUGGUUAUUCCCAAAAAGCACAUUCCCAGAAUAAGUGAAGCCAAAGAUGAGGAUGCUGAGGUCCUGGGACAUUUACUGGUGGUGGCCAAGAACGUAGCUAAGCAGGAAGCGCUUACAGAAGGCUAUCGAGUGGUCAUUAACGAUGGCAAACAUGGCGCUCAGUCCGUCUACCACCUUCACCUCCACGUGUUGGGAGGCAGACAGAUGACAUGGCUGCCAGGAUGAAUCGAUUCAUUCAUACAUGUAUACUGUACAAAUGUUAGUACUACAUAUUGACAAUGAGCGAUGUAAGUAUGUUUCUUGUUCUCAUGUUAGAUAAAUAAACAUUAAAGAGUGGA
Molecule: messenger RNA, 1679 nt
Organism: Corythoichthys intestinalis (scribbled pipefish)
Lineage: Eukaryota; Metazoa; Chordata; Actinopteri; Syngnathiformes; Syngnathidae
Gene: hint2
Product: histidine triad nucleotide binding protein 2
Exons: 5
Coding region: 1069-1566 (165 amino acids)
Cellular component (GO): mitochondrion; cytoplasm
Molecular function (GO): hydrolase activity
Source: RefSeq, a predicted model, not a curated record